UAGGGAAUGCUCCGAGAGUCGAAUGGCAUCUUCUCGGUCGUAACGUCAGGUAGCCGAGCAAGCGCGGCUGUCGAUCUCUAGAAACCCCCCCUCCCCUCUUGUUUCCUAGGCAACGAGCAGUAAAUCUCGCUGAGCAGACUUUCCUGGGGCCGAUGACACGCAUUCUGGAGUGGCGAGGUGAUUGGAUGAGAUAGAACUAAUACUGAAGCAAGCAGCAACAUCAGAUAAUCCAGUGCUCUUUCUUCAGCAUUAUGCCAGGCAGUAUACACCAACAUGUGUCCCAAGUAAGGACUCUGUACAAAAAGAUCCUUCAGCUUCACCGUUUGUUGCCACUGGAACUGAAAGCCUUGGGAGAUCAAUAUGUGAAAGAUGAAUUCAGGCGACACAAAUCCAUCAGUCUUCAGGAGGCCCAGCACUUCCUACAGGAAUGGGAGAACUACAAAAUGAUGCUGCAGCAGCAGGCUAAUCAACAUGUGCAAAACACCAUUGAUCAGCCUGAUUUUGGAGCACAUCUCUCAGAGGAGAAAUUUAAUGCCCUUCGAGAUGAGCAAGUUGGACAGCUACAUGAACUAAUGCAAGAGGCCACCAAAACCAAGAGACAGUUCAGUAUUUUAGAUGAUGGAGACUGCAAACAUUAACAGGUUUUGUGAAUUUCACUUGAUGGAGUUUCUUUUUUGUGUAUUUUUUUUUUCAAAAUAGUUUUAUUCUAAAGAAUUAAGGAAGAUGGUAACGAUACACAUAAUGAAUGAUCAGAAGCAACUACUGUCAUCUAUAUAUUAUGUACUUCUACUAAGUGUGGAGAAUAGUUUAAUAUUUUGGAGCAUUUCAGCUGUGUUAAAUUUAUCAUAUGCAGGAAACAAUUAAAAUGGCUUUGUACCAAGAAUAUAUUUUGUGGAUAGUCAGAAUAUCAGGGGGGGUAAAAACUUUGAAUUGCAUAAUGAUUGAAAUUCAAAAUUUAAUAGUCUUUUUGUUUUUUAAAAAUAGAAUGCAGCUAUAUGUAUUUAACAUAAUUUAUUGUUUCAUUCAAAUGUCUUCAAGAUCAUAUCAAAUUCUGCUUUGCACUUACUUUCAAAUACCAAAAGCUGCCUUCUUUUGCCCAAUAUGUUUUCUUGCAAA
This is a messenger RNA of Protobothrops mucrosquamatus (brown spotted pit viper), 1116 nucleotides long. RefSeq names its product succinate dehydrogenase complex assembly factor 3 (gene SDHAF3). Gene Ontology annotation, biological process: succinate metabolic process; mitochondrial respiratory chain complex II assembly. The transcript is spliced from 3 exons. The record is from RefSeq and is a predicted model, not a curated record. Gene Ontology annotation, cellular component: mitochondrial intermembrane space; mitochondrion. Bases 252 to 638 code for a protein of 128 amino acids. Lineage: Eukaryota; Metazoa; Chordata; Lepidosauria; Squamata; Viperidae.